GGGCCCCGACGAUUCCAUCUCGACACACGACCCAACCUUCAUCCCGAUAUCACCGAACGGUUUCCUCUCGAGCGAACGAGCGUAAUCGCACGCGCGCGAAAAAGAAGAGAAAGAGAAAGAGGGAGAGAAAGACAGAGAGAGAGAGAGACAGACAGAGACAGAGAGAAAGAGGGAGAGAGAGAGAGAGAGAGAAAGAGAGAGGAGGGCAACUUACUUCUCGCUGCAUCUCUCGUUUGUCUCGAUACACACGAGCAUCCUAUUUUUUUUUUUUCAAUCUGCCCCGUUCAGAGCGGAGCUCAAAUUCAAUCAUUUCGACCCCGCGAAGCUACACGGUGCGAUCAAGAGUUCUCUGAAAUAGCCGGUUCUCUCCAUUUUUUUUUUUUUCUCUUCAAUUUUUCCGAACGAACAGUUUGAUCGGUGAGAGAGAGAGAGAGAGAGAGUAAAUUCCUGCCUGGCCGAGCGGAGCAUCAACGGAGAAGAAGCAUCCAGGAAGAGUCCAAGAGUCUAAGAGGACGAGAACCAAGUCGACGACCAACCAAGAGACGGAAGCCGUUCCGACCAGUUCCACGGAGGAGAGAAAAAGACAUAUCAAGAUGACGAAGCUACUCGUAUUAGCGAUGGUGUGCCUGUUGAGCCAGAAGGCGGUGCUCUCGAUGCCGGUGGCCGAGAACCAGGAGCCCCUCCAAGUUGUGCCGCUCGAGAAAUCGGCGAGCAAGCCCGACGCCCCGAUGAACGCCGAGGCCGCGGCGGCACCGGCGAGCCAGGAGGCGGCGGCGGCGGCGGCGGCGCCAGCGGAGCCGGCGCCUGCCGAGGCGAAAUCGGCCGCCGAGGCGGAGAAACCGAGCGUGAGGAGCGAGCCCUCGGCCGAGAACCCUCAACAGGGCGAGAAGGCUUUAGAGGAGAAGAAGGAGGAGGCUCAGCAAGAGGCGAAGCCCGAGGAGAAGAAGGAGGAGGGCGGACAGGAGAAGUUGGCCGAGCAACAGCAACAGCCGCAGCAGGAGCAACAGCAACCUCAGCAGGAGGGCCAACAGCAGGCACAAGAGCAGAAGGCACAGGAGCCGCAGGGUCAAGAGGAGAAGAAGGAGGAGGAGAGCUUGAAGCAGGCCGCCUCCGAGUCUCACGAGACCGUGGUGCAAGCAGUUCCUCAGGAGGCACCGGUUGCCGAGGUCCCGGCGGAACAACCCGUCGCUAAAGCAGCUGUGGCGGAGGGAAAGAGUUCCGAGCAGGUAGACUCCGUUGAGAAGAGCGCGGAGGCUGGGAAAGAGGAGGCGAAGGAGGAGAGCAAGGAAGAAGCGAAGCCAAGCGUGAGGAAGGAGGACGAAGCUAACUCGUCGGGCUCCGAGUCGGAGGAGAAGGCUCAGCCGGCAGCCGAGGAGAAGAAGGCCGAGAAGCCGCAGGAGGAGCAGCAGGAGAAGAAGGCCGAGGAGAAACCCGACCGUGUGACCCGCGACGCCGAGGAAGCUGCCCCCGAGGAGAAGAAACCGGAACAGCCAGCCGUGCAACAGGACCAGGCCAAGGCAGCGGAGGAGAACAAGCCGGCUGUCGAGGGCGAGAAGGCUCAGCAGCCCGCCGCCGUCGAGCAACCGGCCCUCAGCUCCGAGGAAUCGUCCUCGAAGAGCGAGGAGAAGACCGAGGCUGCUGCUGCCGCCGCCGCCGCCGCCGCCGCUGCCGCGGCUGCCCCUCAACCGGAAAAGGAAGCGAAGAGCGCCGAGGUAGGUGCCGGCUCCUCCGCCGCCAACGCUCAGCAAGAAUCGUCCGAGCAAUCGGCGGCCAAACCCGGCGAAGCCAGCCAAGCUAAACGCGAGACCGCGGAGGCCCAGCCCGAAGCGAAAUCCGAGCAAGCCGAGGAAAAGAAGGAGGAAGGGCAGAAGCAGCAGGAAGCCGGCGCGAAGGAAGCGAAGGAGCGCUCGGACGACUCCUCCGAGGAGAAAUCAGGCGAGAAGAAGGAGAGCAAGGGCAGCGAGGAGGAGAAAUCCUCAUCCUCCGAGGAGUCCAAGCAGGAAUCCUCCAAGGCUGGAGACGAGUCCAAGCCCGAACUUCUGCCCAAACCUCAAGAACUGAAAGUGUAAGUGAAAGAUAGGAGCGAGGGUAACGGUCGCAGCGAGAGGCGGGAAGGAGAAGAGAAGAACGGUAAACCUCGAUUGAAAAAUUCUCAAGCGUACGAACAUCUCGAACGGAGCGGACACUGACACUCGCCACUCGUCCAGACCACUGCGUUCAGAAUCACCAUCGACCAGACAAAAAUGGGAAAACGAAAAACAUUUAAAAAGAUAAAAAGAAAAAAAUUAAUAAACGUAAAAAAAAAAAAAAAAAGAUGAACAAGAAUGCGCGAAUUGUUCGGCCCCGGGUAGAGAAAAGCAGCGAGCGGGAGAGAGAGAGAGAGAACGAGACGGAGUGAGAGUGUAUAUCGGUGUGAAUGGGAGAGAGAGAUUGCGCGAUCAAAUUCUGUGGCAGGGUCCAAAACUUCCCCCGGCGCGCUACGAUUCCGAGAGAAGAUUCACAUCGACUCGGGGCAGGAUGACCACGUGGUCACCUGGCUGUGAGGGAUGAAACUUAGAAAAGCACGACGAAA
Apis mellifera (honey bee) is the source of this 2572-nucleotide messenger RNA. It is a transcript of the gene bnb, whose product is annotated as neurofilament heavy polypeptide. Bases 594 to 2069 code for a protein of 491 amino acids. The transcript has 3 exons. The record is from RefSeq and is a predicted model, not a curated record. NCBI's taxonomy places the organism in Eukaryota, Metazoa, Arthropoda, Insecta, Hymenoptera, Apidae.